Drosophila gunungcola (fruit fly) is the source of this 6312-nucleotide messenger RNA. RefSeq names its product titin (gene mxc). Lineage: Eukaryota; Metazoa; Arthropoda; Insecta; Diptera; Drosophilidae. Gene Ontology annotation, molecular function: protein binding. Bases 312 to 5762 code for a protein of 1816 amino acids. The record is from RefSeq and is a predicted model, not a curated record. The transcript has 7 exons.
AAAAAAAAAAAACAGAUGCUAUGCUAAUGCUAACCUAUGUGUGUUGUACAGUGCUACAAUCGGCAACAACAAAACGAAAAUAGUCGGCAAAUAAGCAAGAAAAUGUGUUUGUGCUCUCGCUAAUAAAACAACCAAACCAAUUCCCUGUAUCACCUGCAAUAUAUAAGCCGUUAAGAGUUGCGCCCAAGGAAGGUAGUAAACCAUUAAGAGAAAAAAGAGCAAAGGAAAGGAAACGAAACGAAAGGAAAGGCAUUUGUAUUCCAGUUUGAGGAUUGGAAGGUGAUGCUCCGCUGAGCCGGGAAAUUCCAGCCAUGGAAUCGAUUGUGCUGCAUUCGGAUGUGGCGCGCUUGGUCCUGGGCUAUCUGGUCAACCAGAAUCUGAAGCGGGCGGCCCACACGCUGUGCCGCACAUCGCCGCACCUGCGCCACGAGUUCCUGGCCCUGAAACAGGGCCUGCAGACGCACAACUUCCUUAACGGCGGCCUGGAGGAGAUCAUCUGCGAGCAUGUGAAGAUCACGGGCUUGGUGGCCAGUGCCGUGCAGAAGCUGCCGUUGGAGACGCGCCUGCAGCUGCAGCAGCUGAAGCUGUCCGAACGGGUCAACGAACUGAUAGGCACCGCCGCCGAGAGGAGCAGCUGCACCAAUGACAGCAGCAACCAGGGCCCCGAGUCCAGCAUAUCGCAGUCGCAUCGCAAGAGGAGGCGCUUACGCACUCAAUCCCCAGUAAAUAGCCUGUCCUCGCCAUCAUUCAGCAAGCGUCCGCGUUUGCUGCCGCCGCACUUCUACUGCAGCAUUAACCGUGAGAAGAUCAAGCUCAGCUUUAUGGCCAGCCAGGAGAAUCAAGAGGAUCUGGGGGAGGAGGAGGAGGACGGGGAGGACGUGGAGAGCACCACGGCUACCGAUGACUUGGAGGAGGAGGAGCUGCUGCCUCCCGGGCCGCGCAACAAUUCCACGCCGCGUCAGGUUCAAGCCGAGUCCAAUCCCCUCGUGCUCACGCCGCAAAGCAUGCCCGAGCUGGCCAGCGCCAUUAUCAAGAACCAGGACUUUCAGGAGACGCUGGUUAAAAACAUAAACGUGGCACUGCAAACGGUGACUGUGACCAAUCCGGCGGUGAGUUGCGAUGCCAUGCUCGAUGGUCUGGUGAAGAACAUACUGGAGGCCACCGAGAAGGAUCCCUCGUUCGAUCGCAUCAUCCAGGAGGUGGUGAUCGGUGAUGAAGAGCCUCCAGCGGCAGAUGAGCUAGCCCUUGCCGCCGCCGUUAUUCCCCCUGCGGCGGCUGGUCAAUUGAAUCCUCCGGUGGAUGCCGUAGAACCCGUGCCGCCGCAAACGCCGCUCAUCAUUCGCACCGCCGUGGCAGCCUCCGCCACUGGCAGCAAUGCGGAUCCCAACUUCUCCAUCUCCAAGCUUAUUGUACUGAACUCCAACGAGAGUGUGCAGAAAAUGGUGGCCGGCAUUGACACCUCGAAUGUGAGCUUCACCAGCGACGGCCUGAAUCUGAACUUUGCCGAUCCGACCUCGAUGCUCAGCGAGGCGGAGGCGGCGGCUGCCGGUCAGGUGUGUGUGGACGCCACCUCCGGGCAGCUGACCUUUCCCAUGUACCUCUCCAACGGCGGCCUGCUGUCGCACCUUCCCUUCCUGGUGAACAACGAGUGGGUGGCCCAGCAACUGGGCCCGGAUGCCUUCGCCAACGUGGACGACUCGCACAUCGAGAUCUGCCUGCCGGAGCCGAUAACGCUGUCGGCCAAUCAGCUGCCGCCCAAUUCCAUAAUCAUCAACAGUGCCCAGAAGCAGCCACCGGCGCAGCCAAGCGUGCAGCCGCCCAUCCAGUUGAUAAGGGAGGGCGAAAGGGCGCAGAAGGAGGCGGCGUCCAAGGAGGCGGCGGGGGAGGAGCUGCGCAAGCUGCCGCCCGCCUCCCUGGACUCCUCGCGUCAGGUCAUGGAACGCGUGACGCCCUCCACGGCCGGAAUAAUCAAUGUAAAGGCCUUCCGUAGCUUAUCCACUCCCCGAAAGAGAACCUCGCAUGUACGAACUUUGACUUUCUCCCCCAAGGUCUCCGCCGGUGGCGUCCUGCAUCCCAAUACGCCGCUCUCCACCCGGCGACCUGGUUUGCUGGCCAAAGCCAAAGAGAAGCCCAUUAUCAACCAUGUGGAGAUCAUACAGCCAGCCGCCGCCAGCGAUCUCAGCUCGAACGAGGGCUUAGGCGGUGUGCCACCACUUUUUGCCAUGGAGGAGUGCAGCAAUCAGACGGUGAUCAGGGCCAAUCCGCCUGCUCCUGCUCCUGCUCCUGCUUCUGCUGUGCCCCUGGUGGCCACGCCCAAAAGAAAACAGAAACGUCAGGCGGCAGUCAAGGCCUGCAAGCGUAUCAUCUCCCAGGCGGAAUCGGAGUCCAAGCCGGAGCAGGAUCUGGAUAAGAAUGUGCCCCGAAACACAUCCGCCUGCAGCACAUCCUGCUCCACGCACGAUGACAGUGCGGAGGCCAGCAAGGAGAAUCUCCAGGAGCAGCAGCAGCAGAAAAUCGAUAAAAAGACAGACGGAGGAGUAGGAGGAUCCUCCUCCUCCUCCCUGGCCAAUCGGGAAACUGAGCUGAUCGAGAGCGACAUGGCCGCCUGGCAGCGCCAGUUGCAUGGCUCCAACUCGGACCUAGAGAAUCGAUUGCGCGAGAUCAACUCCAAGCGCGAGGAGGUCAAGAGCACGGGUCGCGCCAGGCGUCCCAAGAAGAAGGAAUCGACGCCCGCUACAACUGCUGCUGCACGAGCACGAAAAACCAAAGUGAUGGCCAAGAAUCAGGUGAAGAAAUCAAUGCAGCGCAGUGGCGCUGAUGCCACGGAGAAGAUCAACAUCAAGAUAGUCACACCGCAGAAACCCAAGGCGCCCAAAAAGAAAAAGGUGUUGGAACUCAAGGAGGAGGUCAUAGAGGAAACACUGCUGGAGGAGGAGGUCAUCGAGGAGACGCUGCUGGAGGAGAAGGAGAAGGAGAGGGAACAGGUCAAGGAGAAGGAACAAAAACAGGAGCCAAAUGAGCUGGAGAAGGCGAGGAAUCACGAUCGGGAGCAGAUAAAAGCCUUGGUGGCCGAGCAGGCGCCACCCAAUAUGGCCAUGUUGCUGGACACGCCCUUCAAGGCAUCUCCCAGAGCCAGUGAACCAUCCACCACCACAUCCCAGGGAGGAGAAGGAGCACCUGCUGCUGCAGCUGCUGCUGCUGUUGCGGCUGCCAUUCCACCCACUCCGGGCAUGGCCAUUCCACCGCUGGACACGCCAUAUGGCAAGCUGCCCAGCAGCAGUUUUCUCUUCGGUUCGGACACCAAAAGUAUUAUGGAUACGCCCCAGCUGAGCGCCAUUACUCCGGGAUUCCGUUUGACCCCGUUUGGCCAGAUGCCCGGCACGCCCGUGGGCAGUGCCGCCAAGACGGAUUACUCCUCGGGCAGCUCCUACUAUCGCCCCGACGAAGCGGAGCACACGGAUGCCAAUGCGCAGUGCGCAAUACAGCAGUGGGAGGAACUGCAGGAGAAGAAGCAGCCCAUAGGUGGGUUUAAGGACAAGGACAAGGAAAAGAAGAUGGAAACGGAUGAAGAGCCUACUCAGCAGGUAGAUAAACCUCUAGAGGAGGAGGAGGAGCUUCCGGAGGACCACAAGCUUACACCCAAGAGACCAGAAAUGCAGGAAGAAGAGAUGGUUGAAGAAAAGCCUGCAGAGCAAGCACCAGAGGUGGUGAAGCAACCCGUUGUGCUAUCCCUGGAGCCCACUGUCCUGCGACGCGUGCGUUCCUUUGGCAGCGAGGCGGUGGACAGCGCCGAGUCCGCUGCCGCCGGCUCCUAUCCCUCGGACCAGCAGCCGCACUACAAGCUGCUGCCCGGCCUGCCGGAGGCCAUCAUCGAGGGCUCCGGCAGUUCCAGCUCCUCCUCCGCCACCAGCUCCUCAUCCUCCUCCAGUUCUAGCUCCAGUUCCUCCAGCAGCUCCUCCUCCAGCUCCUCCUCCUCGCAGAGUUCCCACAGCGAAAAGGAGGAGGGGGAAAGCGAUCCGGAGGAGGAGGAAGCCGCCAAGGAAGCUGGCCAAGUGCUGCUCAACAUUGACCAGCUGUCCAAUAUCAGCAGCACGGAGGACGAGGAGUGGCUGAAGGCGGCCUCCGACUUGCAGGCGGAUGCCGGCCUGCCCAUGCUGACCAUUGACAGUCUGCCGGGUCAGCUGGUCAGCCAGGACGGCGAGGUGCGCUACCCCAUACGCAACUGGCUCACGCCCAGCAAGGAGCAGCAGGCGGACACCAGUGGGGAACUGCGACCACCAGCACCACCACUGCCUGUGAUUCCGCCAGCAGAUGCUGUUGACCCUCCACCACCGCCACCUCCUCGGCCAGAGGCCGCGAUCCUCCAGCAGCAGCACCAACGCGAGCAGCUGGACGAGAAGCGGCAACGCGUGAUGGCCAAGUUCAAGCAGCAAGCGAAGCCGCCGCCGGCCAGGAUGCAAAGCAAGAAGGCCACGGCCACCAGGAAGCUCACUGCCAUGCGCGAAACUGCCAAGCUGGCCAAUCCCAGCAGCCAGAAGUCGCCCAAAAAGCGGGAGCACCUGGAGUCACUGAAAACGAAGGGGGCCCGCAAGGAACUGGAAACGACGGAGCCCUCGGUCGCCAUGGAGGCACCCAAGGAUGCGCCUGCAGAUCCACCAGCCAGCAAACUGGAUCCCGCCCUGCUCAUGGCCCUCAAUCUAUCCGCCAAAAAGCAGGAGCCCUCAACGAUCGCCACCACCACCACGAGCAUUACCAAGCCCAAGGUGAGCCGUGCUGCGGUGGAGAUUGCGGCACAGCCUGCGCCGGCCAAGCGGGGACGUCCCAAGAAGCCGCAGAACGCAGAGCCGGCCAAGACCUGCAUGCGUCGAUCCUCGCGGCUAAUCGACAAUAAAACUCCUGCCCCCGAGGAGCCCUUUAAAGCCAUUGGCGACGAUCCAACGAAGGCCAGCACCAAGAAGCCGAUGAAGAAGCGAUCCGAGGCCAGGGUGCCCUCCUCCACGACCGCCAGUGCUGCGGCACUGCCCAUGGUGGCGGAGGCGGAAUCCACGCAGCGGUCUCCGGAGCAGCAACAGCGGAAAGUGGCGAUGCCGCCAGCCAAGUCACAACCACUGCCUCGCCAGGAUCCCCAUCCAGAUCCCCAUCCAGAUCCCCAUCCCCAUCCCAAUCCGGAUAGCGACUACGAGCAGGACAUGUGCUUGAGCAGCAGCCAGGAGCGUUGUACCUUCAGCUUCACCUAUGCGGACAACGGACCCAAGCCCAGCAAUCCAGCAAUGAUGGUGCGCCAGCCGGCCAGCUACUUCCAGAGCUACCAGCGGCUCAUGAUGACCGACGACGAGGAGCUGCGCACGAUGCGCAUCGCCCAGGAACAGAUGAUCAAUCUGGGCCAGCAACUGGCCAGCGUCAUUCGCAACAUACCCAAGAAGCGGAUACGCCGCCUGACCAGCAAUAGUGGAGCCACAACUGCGAUGGGAGCAAGUGCAACUGGCACGGAGGUCGCCGGAGAUCAGCCCUCGGCCACGUCCACGCCGCUGACGGGGAAGCCUCCGUCCAAGAGCGAGCCGCAAGAUGAUGAUGAUCUGGAGGUGGCUAUCAUCAACUCGUCUCCAAAAGCAGCGAGCAGCAGCAGUGGAGGUGGAAUCGGAAAGGAAGUAGACGAUGAGACCCCCGAGAAUCCUGCGCAGCAGAAGGAUCCGCUGAACCAGAACCACAGCGUGGAGAUCGAGGACAUCGAGUCGAUACUGUCGCAUCUGCACGGCACCUGAUUGCAACUCCAUUUCAGUUUUGAAUGUUAAUAAUAUGUACACCUAGAGAAUCGCACGAAGCUCGUUGGCAAUCAGGGGAGCACUCUUCUCUCAGCUUUUUAAGCUCUCCUAGUUAAGUGUAGAAAGCAGAAAUCGGAAACGAAAACGGAAACAGUUUUGAUAUGAAUUUAACCAUUUAAACCAAUUAAUUUUAGACAUGCGUAGUGUGUUACUCAUGCAAACUGCAAUCUUGCAUCGUUAUCAUUAAAGUAUUUAUUUUCGCCGUAAGUUGAGACGGAGCAGCACAACCUGCUCACACACACACAACACACACCACACACAACAUUCACAAGAAUAUCCCAGAAGAAUCGCUAAUUUAUGUUUCAUUAUUCACAUUCGUACAUAUACAAUAUCCUUAUAUAGAAAUAUAUAUAUCGCUGUACAUUGAUAGCCAAGUUGAUUUAAUUGUUAAGGCUCGUUUUUUUUUCUCUUAUGCAUUAGUAAGGCCCCGAACGAACAAAAGUUUAUGAUUUGAUUUGAUUUGAUUUGAUUUGAUUUUGUACACCAUCGG